UACCAUUGUUUUGACGUUUUCAACCUAACCUGUCGGCGAGUCUAUUUUUGUGCUAAAAGUAUACUAAUCACACCAUGUAAAGAAACUAAAUUAUUAGCAGCAUGCCAACAUAACAUGACUGCACUCAUACCCACCGUGCAUCUAGUCAUAAAUUUUACUUUAUAAAAAACCUCCAAGAUGUCCAGAACUCAAAUAAGCGGUGAUGCAGCCGACACUAGCUUAUUGUGGAAACAAAUCUUUUCGGCAUUAUUCUACGGGACAGCGUCGUUUGCAAUUACGGUAGUUAAUAAGACGGUCUUAACAAACUACGGAUGUCCCUCUUCGAUUCUAGGAAUAGGACAAAUGGUGACGACGAUUGUCCUAUUGUUGGUGGCGAAAUAUUUGAGAUGGGUGUCCUUUCCGAGCUUCGAGUUAGGGACGUUCAACAAAAUAUUUCCUCUGCCAUUCAUCUACAUCGGAAACAUGAUGUUCGGAUUGGGCGGUACUAAGGAACUCAGUUUGCCCAUGUUCACAGUACUGCGAAGAUUCUCCAUUUUAAUGACUAUGAUACUGGAAUUUUAUAUUCUCGGUGUCAGACCAAACUUUAGUGUGCAAUUUAGUGUUUAUACAAUGAUCAUAGGUGCCAUCAUCGCUGCUAGUUACGAUAUAGCUUUUAAUUUACACGGUUACGUGUACGUGUUGAUGAACGAUUUGUUUACUGCGACCAACGGUGUUUAUAUGAAGAAGAAACUCGACUCCAAAGAGUUGGGCAAAUACGGAUUACUGUUCUACAACUCACUUUUUAUGCUCAUUCCCGCUUUGUUCUUCGCUUUUUAUACCGGCGAUCUGGAUUUAGCCGUAAAUUUCACAUAUUGGAAUGAUUAUUUGUUUUUGACACAAUUUUUCUCAUCUUGCAUUAUGGGCUUUGUUCUUUCAUACAGCAUAGUGUUGUGUACUAUGUACAAUUCUGCACUGACGACAACUAUAAUUGGAUGUUUGAAAAAUAUUUGCGUGACGUACCUCGGUAUGGUUAUCGGAGGUGAUUAUAUAUUCUCGUGGAUCAACUUUAUCGGAUUGAAUAUAAGCGUAGCAGGAAGUCUGAUAUACACGUACGUAACGUUUAAAAGAAAAGAGUCCGUUCCAUACAUGCCUGUACCACAGUCGAGUAAAGUAGGAAGCAUUGUAUAAUAUUAUAUAUUUAUUUCUAAAAUUCAAAUAUAAUUGUAUAUUUUAGAAAAGCCAAAGUUAUUCAAAUAUAUGUAUAUCUAUUUAUUUAAGAUAAUUAAUAUUAUGCUCAAUUUGUUGCAAUUAUUGUGUAGAUGUACAGGGUGUUUUAAAUUUAUUACCCUAAUUUGGAAUUAAUAUAUAUGAAAUAUUUUAUAUUUCGCAUAGUCAUUGGUUUAUAGCUGGUUCUUAUCGAAACAAUAAGUGGUAUUUAUUAUGUAAUAUCAGGUUUUAAAUGUGCAAUUAAAUUUCACGUAAAAUCAAUGAUAAUUACAAUCAACGUGACCACUCAUUUCAAUAUCACCUUUAGAUCCUGUUUUAAAUAACUGGAACGCAAUUUUACGUGAAAUUUUGUGUAGAAUAUUUUAGACUAAGUUACAAGUUCCUUACAUUUCCAAUCCAUUAAAUUGUUUAUAUUGUAUAGUAUUAGUUGUACCAAAAAUUAAAUUACUGUCUAAAUUCUAUAUAAAUAGUUACAUGUAUGUAUGUAUUGUUUCAUUUUUCCCUUAAAUAUAUUUUUUCUAUAACA
Messenger RNA from Aethina tumida (small hive beetle), 1732 nucleotides. RefSeq names its product UDP-sugar transporter UST74c. Lineage: Eukaryota; Metazoa; Arthropoda; Insecta; Coleoptera; Nitidulidae. The coding region runs from base 178 to 1167 and encodes 329 amino acids. Gene Ontology annotation, molecular function: antiporter activity; GDP-fucose transmembrane transporter activity. Gene Ontology annotation, cellular component: Golgi apparatus. The record is from RefSeq and is a predicted model, not a curated record. The transcript is spliced from 2 exons.